AUGUCAAGCAUGGCCGACACUCAAAGUCAGCGCGGCAACUCCUACAACCGCGGUGGUCAGGCCAUGGGCGGUCGUGGUCCAGGCUACUUGGCUCGCAACACCAACACCAACUAUCACAGCGGUUACGGUACGCAGCAAGACCACACGGCUGCCAACAUGGCGGCAUUGACUCAUGGUCUCCAAGGCAUGAAUCUCCACGAUGCCACUUACUCGAACCAGUCCAAGGCCGCCGCUAUGGCUGCUGCUGGCCACCAGUUCAACGGCCAUCCCAUGUCCGCUGCUCUUUGGGGUGCCACCAAUCACUUCAUGUUUCCCGGAGGCCACUCCUACCCUGCUGCCGUCCACCAGCACAACCCUGGCCUCUACACUCCGAUGGCUGCUCCGUACAUUCCCCAUGGCUACCAUCAGCAGCAGCAGCACGACAACAGUCCUAUGUCGCAGGCUUGGACGCCCAGCCACACAACUGGCGAAGUCCCGACUCUCAUCACUCCACGCCGUGAUUCCAUCUCAUCCAACGAGAACGACGCCCCUGGCACCCCCUCGUACGCUGGCUACUCUACGUAUCACCAGGUCCCCGGCGUUGCAAUCGUCACCCGUUCCCCAAGCGGCAUGUACACGCAGAGCUCUCCUUCGCCCACUCAAGUCCUCGCCCCCUACGGCAUGCCUUUGUCCAAGAUGGCGGAGCACCGCAGCAUCUCUCCAAGCCUUCACAUGCUUGUGAACAAGGAGCCUCCCAUCCCUCAGGCCAUCCCAGCCCCCAGCUCUCCUUUGAAGCCACUCGACAGAGCUUUGGAGAACAUCCGCGGCGAAACCAAUGUCUACAUCCGUGGUCUUCAUCCUGAGACGACCGACGAGAUGCUCGAAGGCUGGGGCAAGCGUUUUGGCGACAUCCGCAGCUCCAAGUCGAUCAUCGAUCACUCCACCGGCCUUUGCAAGNGGGUAAGUCUGGAAUGUCAUAUCCUUUGGCCGGGCCAUGCUGACGCUGGUGCUUAUAGAUUUGGCUUCGUCAAGUACCACAACUACGAAGACGCCGAGAACUGCAUCCGCGGCUUCCACUACCUGGGCUAUGAAGUCAGCUUCGCCAGAGUAUNNGAAUCUUUCUACUCCAAGCUCAAGACGUUCGCUGAUGAGGGUAACACCAACCUCUACGUUUCCAAUCUGCCCAAGUCUCUGAAUGAGCACGAGCUUGCAUCUGUCUUUACUCCUCACAAGGUUUGCUCGGCCAGAAUCCUUCGCGACAAGAACGGUACUUGUCGUGGAGUCGGCUUUGCUCGUUUCGAGUCCAGAACGGUCUGCGAGGAAGUCAUCAAGAAGUUCAACAACUACAAGGUCAACGUCGGCGGUGAGGAGUACACGAUUCAAAUUCGCUUUGCCGACACCCAGGAGCAGAAGCAGCUCAAGCAGCAGACAGCCGCUGCUCGUCAAUUCCGCUCUGCUGAGUACGAGUAUGCCACUCAGGCCCACAAGGCCGGUUAUUCUUCGAGCCGCGGCUCGUACGUCUCCAACAACGAGUUCGAGACCUACAUGACGACCAGGUCAGUUUGCUCAUAUGCCUCAUCCCACUCGUUAGCUAACACGUUCGUCACANGUGUGCCAGUCCAAAAUCAGCGCUGGUCUCAGUCCGCUCUCCGCAACAUGUCUGGCCGCACUCCUCUUGCUGCUUUGCCAUAUGGCAACAAUAUCCAGUACCCUGUUGUCCAGUCCAACGGAGGCACCAACUCGGAGAACCAGCUUCCUGCUCGCAGUGAGCUUGCUGAUCCCAAGUCGGGCACCAACUCUUCGCCAGCAAUUGCUCGUGGCGACCAGAUUGCCGUGGAGUUGACCACUUCGGACGACCAGAUCUCUUGA
This is a messenger RNA of Aureobasidium uvarum, 1848 nucleotides long. The record is from the annotation of a GenBank genome assembly. NCBI's taxonomy places the organism in Eukaryota, Fungi, Ascomycota, Dothideomycetes, Dothideales, Saccotheciaceae.